This is a messenger RNA of Amoebophrya sp. A25, 2160 nucleotides long. The record is from the annotation of a GenBank genome assembly. Lineage: Eukaryota; Dinophyceae; Syndiniales; Amoebophryaceae.
UACGCGUCUAUCGGGAGGUCUAUCUUAUUUAUAGAGAAUGCGCGGCGGCCCUCGAGGACAUUUUCUUGGAUGGAUUUCAGCGCGGUGUGGACUUUGGCAUCCCCACGGUGCUAGCUGACUUAGCGCGCAGGCUUCUCGGAAGCGAUGCCGUGCCCCGGCCGCAGAGGAAGGCGGCGGUUAGACUGCUUUUAUCUGGUGAAUGGGCACGAUUUUUCGAGCUCGCGAGUGAGCUUCCUCUGAGUGGUCCAACUUUUCGAGAACUUUUGUUGGUUAUUUUUAGAUACCGGAAACCUCCGCUUGAGUUCUGGCCUCUGCAGGGUAGGAGACGAAUGGUGCCAGAUGAGCGUAGAGUGUGUGCUGCAUGGAGACGCGCGAUGCGUGCUGCCAAGGUAGCUGUUAAGAAUCAAGAUAGCCAAUCAGGACAAACUAGUAUUGACAAACUAGUACUAGUAUUAGUCUUGCACUAAAUAAUCAUGGCUCUACUUCUACUAGAUUUAGUAGAUGACGAUUGUCUCUUUUUCGUUAUAUUUGAAUUUUUUUUCAACAAGAUUCAUUCUAAGUAACAGAGGUAUGCAACCCUCUGUUUUUCUAACCCGAGAAGUAGCAUCAGGCUCGACGCGCAGUUCGCAUUGGGUAUACUCCGCGAUCCGCAAACCGUUAUCAGCAAUCUCUGGUUCGAGCACUGUUGUCCCAAGGCUGUGCGGGAGGACGAAGACGUCAUAAGACUUCGAGUGCAAAAAGAUGGAAACGCAUUGGGGCUGCUAGACCGAGAGUACUUGCUAGACCAUCCAGAGCUUUGCUGGGAUGCCGUCAAAGCAACGGGCAGGGCAAUAAAGCACGUUCCAACGGAGAUUCUCGGAAAGGAUUCAACGGGUUUUCGCAUUGCUUCUCUGAAGCAGGACCCCGCUGGUGUUUGCAAAAAAGACCGACUUGUACAAAGCAGCUUUGAACUCAUGCGGGAUCAUGUGUUACCGAGAGACGGGACACUCCUGCGAUACGCUUCGGCAGACCUGCGCGACAGUCGCGAGCUGGCCACUAUUGCCCUGAAUCAUGCGAACCCCGAGAAAGCAACUUGUGGUGCUGACCAUAACGAUGACAGCUCGUGGCUCAGGAAGUCUUGCAGGAAGGUUUUGCUGUGUAUCUCGGACCGCCUUUACCGGGACAGGGAGAUAGCGCUUGUGGCAGUUCAAAAAAGUGGUGAGUCCUUGCGAGACCUUCACAGCGAGUUUCGGGAUGAUGAGAGCAUAGUGAUGGCUGCCCUGCAGGAAAAUCCUAUGGCGCUCGAGUUCGCGUCGCAAAGACUGCGUAGUGAUCCUCGCGUAGUGAGCUUGGCGGUGAAAAAAAAUCCGAAAGCGUUCAUGUAUUCUGAUGGUGAAGCGCGCAGUAGUCGGGAACUCAUUGCACUUGUUGCGAAGUUCGAUGUCUUUUAUGUGUUUUGCCAGAAACGGGACUCGGCAUCGUCUUAUGGUUUGGAUUUGGAGCGCCAAGGACGGGACGACGAUAUCCUUUGGGAGUCGGACUCGUCUAGUGUGAAUCUUGAAAAAGCAGAAUCGACAGACGACGAAAUGGACUGAUUCUCGUAAGCUCUCGAGGAGCGUUACACCAUGAUGAUGAUAAAGUUUUCCCUGAGCAAGUAGGAUUCUUCUUUUCGCCAGCUACAGCUUCAAUAUCUUCUAUGAUUAUCAGCAUUCCUCGUCCUCUGGGUUCUGGCUUUCACGGUAAUUAAGAGUAGAUCAUGUAGUCGUGCAGCGUCAUCUUCAAGACCGUCGCACUAUUUUUAUAUAUUAGAUGAAGAUAGAAAAAGGUUUUUCUGAGAUUGCUACACUCUUUUUUACAUUUUUUCUCACCGCAAACAAACUAACACACGGCUUCAUCAUGACCGUCAUCGACGCAACUUGUGUAGUCCGCUUGUAUUCACACGGUGGACCUCGAUGAGUAUUCAUCAAUACCGUUCUUCAGAGUCUCAAUCAGAAAAGUGAGAACGACCUAAGGUGCACCGGACUCCGGCGAAAGGGCAUGCGUUUGCGCGUAGAUAUGGUUUAUCAUGUCUAUCUUUUCACCAACGAGCUAUAUUAGCGGGUAGAAGUCGUCGGGGAAAUCUUAGGCAGAUCGUUGAGCGGAUUCGUAUCGUCGUCGUGUCUGUCUCUUUACCAAGAAGAG